Triticum urartu is the source of this 1542-nucleotide messenger RNA. RefSeq names its product FBD-associated F-box protein At3g52670-like. Gene Ontology annotation, molecular function: protein binding. NCBI's taxonomy places the organism in Eukaryota, Viridiplantae, Streptophyta, Magnoliopsida, Poales, Poaceae. The record is from RefSeq and is a predicted model, not a curated record.
AUGGCGAACACUCAUUACGGGCGACCGGCUGCUAGAGCAAACACCAACCCGUCCGUCAAGGGCCUCGGCAAGUCCUCCUCCCUCGACAUGGUGGAGGCCAAUGAAGAUGAUAGGCUCAGCAAGUUGCCUGAUGAUGUUUUGCUCAACAUUGUUGAGCGACUUGAUAUAGCUGACGCUGCACGAACGACCAUCCUCUCCACACGUUGGAAGCAGAUCCCUGCUGUACUCUCAAAAAUUGUUAUAAUGGCUGGUUCUUUUGAGCCCAAGCACAAAGAAUGGAGCAAGUUAACCUCAGAUGAUAUAGGUCGGGCCAACACCACUGUGCUGGAAGCAACCAGGAGCAUACUGGAAAGGAGGGCUGGAAGUCUGUACCCCAUCCACAUGUUGCGCAUUCAAUUCUACCUGGGAGAUGAGUCCAUUUUAAUUGGCCAGACUGUUGCCAACACCAUGACAACACAAAAGGUUGCUUCAGCCGAGUUUACAAUCUUGACGAAGGUGCGUAAAAAGUGUGCCAAGAAUGACCUGCUCACAUAUGGGAAGCAGUUCAUGUCAUUCUUUGAUGCGUGUCCAAACGCAUUUGGUGGUCUUGUGCGCCUCACGCUAGAGAAUUUGAGGUUAGGAGAAUCUGACUUCCCCAAAAUUUUCAGUAUGUGCAAGCAACUGGAGUUCCUCUCCCUCUACGAAUGUGACAUGGGUAUUCAGUCUUUUCUGGAAGUGGAACACCCGCGACUCGGUGAACUAGUUAUUGUCUGUGGCCGUCUUGAGAGGGUUGAUCUCAAGUGGGCACCAAAGCUCACAAAACUGAAAUUUAAUGUGUUUAGAUGUAAAGAUGACCCCUUCUGUCUCGGCUAUGUCCCACUGCUCCACACUGUGUCCAUCAUUAAUGUUGCUUUCACUUGGCACAAGAUGCUCAAGUUAAGUGAGUUGCUUGAUAAAGCUGCCAUAAGCAACCUGUCUUUGGACUUCAAAAGCGAAAAGAUUUGGGUCAAACCGGAAGGUCGAAGACAAUUGUUACCGGUGUUCCACAAACUCAGGAUUCUGAAUUUGAUUAACAUUGCUGAAGAGUGCGACCUGACUUGGACAAUGUUCUUACUGGAUGGUGCACCCAACCUUAAGGAACUACACAUCUUGGUGCGGAAUCAUUUAUGUGAAAUGAUAACGGGGAAACGGAGGGAGUUACCUGUGGUUUGCAAGGAGAAGGACAAGGGACUAGAGUGGGAACCAUCUACAUCUGAUUUCAAGCACCACAACCUGGCUGGGCUCAGUAUCUAUGGGAGGUUUCAUGCAGUAGACAAACUCGUGCGCUUUGCGAGAAAUGUCGUGGAAGCAGCGGUGAAUCUGGAGGACAUAAGACUAUAUAAGAGUCCAGUGUGUGUGAGGUGCAAGCAUAUGCUUCAGGAGUGGACAUUUGAGGAGACGUCUUGGCUUCGCUAUGAAUUCAGCAAGGAGAUUCCCUCGGCCGUCUGUAUUCACUUCCCGAGUUUAGGGAAAUGGGUCUCGUGGCCGAGACUAUGCGCCAUCAGCAUCCACUCAUGUUGUUAA